Vidua chalybeata is the source of this 1776-nucleotide messenger RNA. RefSeq names its product metabolism of cobalamin associated A (gene MMAA). Gene Ontology annotation, cellular component: cytoplasm. The record is from RefSeq and is a predicted model, not a curated record. The transcript has 7 exons. Gene Ontology annotation, molecular function: GTP binding; GTPase activity. The coding region runs from base 470 to 1708 and encodes 412 amino acids. Lineage: Eukaryota; Metazoa; Chordata; Aves; Passeriformes; Viduidae.
UAAGGCUGAAAAUAAAUGUGAUUUAAUAUGCACAUGCCGGGAUUUAAGCAUUUCUUCUCCCUCCUUGGUGUAUGAAAAGAAGUGGGAGGACUGGUAAAUCGCCACGCACGGAUAUUCAGAGUGUAUACCUCUAAAUCAGGAGAGAAAUGAUGAUUUGAAACAACCUUCGCUGUAAGGCCAGGGCAGGGAGACUGUGACUCCACGGCCAUGGAAGUUUUGCGUGCUCGUGGAAUGGCCAGACCUGAGCCUUGAGGCCGUGACCCCUCGCUCUGGGGGCCCUGGGGAAUGGCGGGGUAGCUCCCUGCCCCUCUGCACCUCCUUCCCCAGCCCUGCUCGGCCUUUUCCCUGCUGGGCAGCGGGUUCCGGCUCAGCCUGAGGCCGUCACUUCCCGGGGCGGAGCGGGGCGGCUCCGGGUGUCUGCAAACAGAAGUGAACUGACAACUCUGGUACUUUUUUAGUUCCAAACAAGAUGAAGAUCCCCUCUUUGCUGCUGGGAUUCCCUCGCUGUUAUUUCUCCAGAAGAAAUUACUUCAUGAACUUUCGCUUCACUCGCCGGGAAGGUUUCCUGGGCGCUGGGUCUCUUGGGCCAGCGCACCGCUGCCACACAAAAUGGAUUUGUUCAUCAAAUGCUUUGAGGAGAGAGCUGUGCCAGCAAGCAGCCCCUGAGCAGCAAGCAGAGGGACUUUCUGCCCAGGAGCAGAGACUUGUAGACAGACUUUACCAUGGGCUAAUCCAGGGCCACAGAGCCUGUUUAGCCGAAGCCAUUACACUCAUAGAAUCAACUCAGAGUAGGAAGAAGAAAGUAGCCCAGGUGCUCCUUCAGAAGGUAUUAUCCUACCACAGGGAACAAGAAAAGCUAAAUCAAGGAAAGCCACUUGCCUUUAGAGUGGGGUUGUCUGGUCCUCCUGGUGCUGGAAAGUCGACCUUCAUAGAAUGCUUUGGGAAGAUGCUUACGGAAAGAAACCACAAAGUGUCUGUGUUGGCUGUGGACCCUUCCUCUAGUACAAGUGGUGGUUCCCUACUGGGUGAUAAAACACGGAUGACUGAGUUGUCAAGAGACAUGAAUGCAUACAUCAGACCAUCUCCAACCGGUGGGACACUGGGAGGUGUCACAAGGACCACAAAUGAAGCCAUUUUGCUCUGUGAAGGAGGAGGCUACGAUGUUGUUCUCGUGGAAACAGUAGGUGUGGGCCAGUCAGAAUUUGCUGUGGCUGAUAUGGUUGAUAUGUUUAUAUUACUGCUACCACCUGCGGGUGGAGAUGAAUUACAGGGCAUCAAACGGGGCAUCAUUGAGAUGGCAGACCUGGUUGCUAUCAAUAAGGCUGAUGGUGAUUUAGUUGUGCCUGCCCGGAGGAUCCAGGCUGAGUACAUCAGUGCUAUGAAGCUGCUUCGCAAGCGUUCAAAGGUUUGGAGGCCAAAGGUAAUGCGCAUCUCCGCCAAAACCGGGGAGGGCAUCUCGGAGAUGUGGGAUAAAAUGACCGAGUUCCGGGACCUCAUGCUCACAAGCGGCGAGCUGCUUGCCAAACGGCGGAAGCAGCAGAAGGUGUGGAUGUGGAACCUCAUCCAGGAAAACAUGCUGGAGCAUUUCCGGAGUCACCUGGCAGUCAAGGAUAAGAUCCCACUUCUGGAAGAAAAAGUUCUUCGAGGAGUCUUGUCUCCUGGGCUGGCAGCAGACCUGCUGCUGAAGGCAUUCAAAGAUGGUCUCUAAGCAUUGUUUUCUACUCUGUUCUUGAUAAGUGCUUUAUGUAAAGAUGAACAUUAAAUAUGCUUUUUCUA